Messenger RNA from Nycticebus coucang (slow loris), 3659 nucleotides. It is a transcript of the gene MXRA8, whose product is annotated as matrix remodeling associated 8. The transcript is spliced from 10 exons. The record is from RefSeq and is a predicted model, not a curated record. Gene Ontology annotation, cellular component: membrane; cell surface. Lineage: Eukaryota; Metazoa; Chordata; Mammalia; Primates; Lorisidae. Bases 333 to 1673 code for a protein of 446 amino acids. Gene Ontology annotation, biological process: cell adhesion; establishment of glial blood-brain barrier.
UAGAUGUCACAGACAACCAUUAGACCAUCAGGAGUCCGCACCCUCAGGCCUUCUUGCCCCUUUGAGGACCCACUUUGAGGGGCUAGGACUCUGUUUCCACCCUGUCUGGGGCAGUGUGGCUGUGGUACCGCCUUCCUGCCUGGCCAGCCAAAGGUGGGGGUGGCCAGGGGCCCUGCAGAGCUGGAAGGGGCGGUCUACAGCCUGUCCACAGCCCAGGACUCCGUGAUGUCAUAGCGGGUGCUCCAGAGGGGGAGGAGAGGAGGGGGCUGGCUGUUUUUCUGGAGAGUUAGAACUAAAGUGAAACAAAGCGGCUGCAGGGCUGGGUUGGGACCAUGGCGCUGCCGUCCCAUAUCCUGCUGUGGAAACUCGUGCUUCUAAGGAGCUCUGCUGUUCUUCUGUACUCAGGGCCCGCGGGGCCCCCGACAGCGGGCAGCUCCGUGGUGUCCGAGUCCAAGGUGAGCUGGGCAGCAGGCUCCACGGUGGUGUUGCGCUGCCAGAGUCCACGCAUGGUGUGGACCCAAGACCGGCUGCACGACCGUCAGCGUGUGGUCCACUGGGACCUCAGCGGCGGCCCUGGCGGCCCCGCCCGCCGCCUCGUGGACAUGUACUCGGCAGGCGAGCAGCGCGUGUACGAGCCGCGCGACCGUGGCCGCCUCCUGCUAUCGCCCUCCGCCUUCCACGAUGGGAACUUCUCACUGCUCAUCCGCGCGGCGGAGGAGACAGAUGCGGGGCUGUACACCUGUAACCUGCACCACCACUACUGUCACCUCUACGAGAGCACGGCCAUCCGCCUUGAGGUCAACGACAGCCCGCUGGCGGCCGGAGCGUACUGGGACGGCGAGAAGGAGGUGCUGGCAGUGGAGCGCGGCGCGCCCGCGCUGCUGACAUGCGUCAAUCGCGCGCAAGUGUGGACCGACCGGCACCUGGAGGAGGCGCAGCAAGUGGUGCACUGGGACCGGCAGCCUCCAGGGGUGUCGCACGACCGCGCCGACCGCCUGCUCGAUCUGUACGCGUCGGGCGAGCGCCGCGCCUACGGGUCGCCCUUCCUGCGCGACCGCAUGGCGGUGGGGACGGACGCUUUUGCGCGCGGGGACUUCUCGCUGCUCAUCGACCCGCUGGAGCCGGCGGACGAGGGCACCUACUCCUGCCACCUCCACCACCACUACUGCGGUCUGCACGAGCGCCGCGUCUUUCACCUGCGAGUCACUGAGCCGGCCGCGGAGCCGCCUCCCCAGGACUCGCCGGGCAACGGUUCCAGCCAAAGCGGCGCUCCUCGCCCAGUCCCUGCAGACCCCACGCUGGCGCGCGGCCGCAGCGUCAUCAACGUCAUCGUCCCCGAGGGCCGUGCACACUUCUUCCAACAGCUGGGCUACGUGCUGGCAGUGCUGCUGCUGUUCAUCCUGCUGCUGGUCACCGUGCUCCUAGCCGCGCGCGGGCGCCGCCGCCGAGGCUAUGAAUACUCGGACAAGAAGCCGGGGGAGUCAUGGCGGAAGGACAUGAACACGGAGGAGCCUGCUGAGGCUACAGGGGACCAGGCUCUGUACAAGAGUGAGGACAUCCAACUCGAUUUCAAAAACAACAUACUGAAGGAGCGGGCAGAGCUGGCCCAUAGCCCCCUGCCUGCCAAAAACAUAGACCUGGACAGAGAGUUCAGGAAGGAGUACUGCAAAUAAAAUGACCCUGGGCUUCUGGCUGGGCCAGCAGUUCUGCCAACUCCUGUGUGUCAUCUCCUGACCCUCACACAGCUCACCCAACCCCCUUCCAGCGGCUGGUCCCGCUUUCCUGGAACUUGGCCAGGUGCAGAGGCCACCUCCAUACCCCUCUCCCAGGAUUCUGGGGGGGGGGGGUAUAGUCACACCUCCAGAUCACUGGUGGCCCUGCCCUAUUGCCUCCCAUGUCCACCAAGCCCUCGGCCCUGUGGGCUGUGGCAAGAAGCCACUCUUGGAGGGGGCUCAGAACAGGCAGCCUUGGAGGAGCUGGUGUCAGUCUCAGGGCUGGCACCCACCCCUCUCUUUAAGAACCACUCUCAGCCACACCAUGCAUUACUCUGAGCCCCACCAGGCCACAAUUCUGAAUGGGGACCUGAGGAGCAGUCAACACCAGGCCCCCGGCUAAGGCUCCUCUGUGCUGCUUUGGGCCACUGGGACUGCCCCAUGGCCCUCUCACUGCUUCUACUCCUGCCCAGCUUUGCUCUUAGUGGGCUAUCCUGACGGUCACUGGGCUCCACAUAACUUUUGACUCUGACCCCCUUUCCAUGUUUCCUCCCUGAGCUAGAGUUGGAGGCUAGGGCCACAUUUGGCUUCUGUAUUGGCUGAAAACAGGGGAAGGGGUGAGUGAAAACAAUUCUAGGGUAGCCUAUGCUGCCACUUCUGACACCCCACACUUGUUCCUGCUGGUGGAAAUGUUACCAUCACAAUAAAGGCUUGGCCCAGGUAUGCCUCUGAAACUCCCCCUGGCUCCCAGGGACGGGGCUGAGUCUGGGCCUUGGGAACCCCCAGUGUUUUCCUGACUUUCAUUUGAAGUCCCACUGUCAUUGUUUCCUUUGAGUGGAAAGUCUGUGUCUGAGUCCUCUUAGGAGCAAGUGUUCUGGGAAGGAACAUUGAGCCAAUUCUGUAUUGCUUACUCCUGUUUGUGGAAGAGAUCUUCAUUUUAAAAUUUUAUUUAUUUAGUUAUGAGUCUCACUGUUGCCCGCACUGGAGUGCACUGGUGUAAUCAUAGCUCACUGCAGUCUCGAACUCAGAGACCCAAACCAUCCUCCUAUGUUGGCCUCCCAAAGUCUGGGGUAGAUCCUCUCUGAGGGUUUAUUUGGACAAGGGGAAAAGGAAUAUGCUGGUGGCUAUGGGGACAAAGAGGGGAAGCAGACAACUCAGAUGGGAUGAAGGGAAAGGGGCAAGACUGGGCAAAAUGCUUCAGACUGGGCUGCAGGCCUGACUCUUGUGAAGGGCACAGCAAGGAAGGAGGCGCUGGUAGAAAGUGGCCCAGACUGCCAGAUUACAGGGCAGUGCCAAGUAAGUCCUGGCCUGGCCACCAAAGGGUCCACCACUGGAAUCCUUUCUGUCACUGGUUGGUCAGACUGCAUGGCCUUGGCAUAAAUGUAGGAUCAGAUUUGGAGGCAGAGGAGCAGUGGAGGGCAGGAAGGCUCUUGGUUACCCAGACCAGCAACUCAGUGCUGCUUAGUGGAGCCUGUUUCCCCACCCCUGAUCCUAUGCUCUGGAGUCCUCCCUAGAUAGUGGGGAUAGGAAAGGAUGGCGGUCACCCAUAAAGACCCCAGGGUAGGAAAGGUGGGGUGGGAGGCUGGUCUGGGGAGGUGUGGCUUGCUAGAGGAUGCACUGCUCUCCCAGUCCAAUGACCUCUGGCCCCACUGGCGGCCACAUGGUUCCUGGACAAGGCCUUUCCUGUAAGGGCUCAAGCUUUGGCCACAAACCCACCCCUCCUGGCAGGGGCCCAGCCUGACUUCACAGGGGGAUUGGCCUCAGGCCUUUGGAUGGCAACCUCUCUUAGACUAGGGCUGAGCAUGUGUGAGUGGCCAAUUCCUCCUCUGGUUUGUGUCCAGCCUGGGGCAUGCAGGUCUGCUGAGUGAGCUUUCAGGGCGGGAGCUGUCGUCCUCCUUCUCUGAGCCCUCGAAGGUCUUUCUGCCCAGGAGACCUCUGGGGAAACCA